Entamoeba invadens IP1 is the source of this 1596-nucleotide messenger RNA. RefSeq lists its product as hypothetical. The record is from RefSeq and is a predicted model, not a curated record. Lineage: Eukaryota; Evosea; Mastigamoebida; Endamoebidae. The coding region runs from base 1 to 1596 and encodes 531 amino acids. The transcript is spliced from 3 exons.
AUGCUUUCUUCCACUUGUAAAGCAGACAAUUACAACGCAUUUCUUGAAUCCCCAUACUCUGGGAUAAAGGGAUUCCUUGGGGACUUUACCAUUCACAUUCCUUUCAUUAAGUCGUUGACUCUUCAACACUUCCUUCAAACUCCUCCACCUUCGCCAAGCGAGUUAAUUGGACUCUUUCCAAUAUCCCAAGCCAUAUUUAACCACAUUUCUAUCGUCAUUACCACAACACCGAUAAUUAAUCAAUACUUGUUGUGUCUUGUUCCCUCUAAAAUGAACGAACAAGUCUUUUGGUACAAAUAUUUUGAGUAUCUAUUCAAUUCAGAAGACAAACCCACUUUACUCAGUGAGUUGAUUGAGAAAAGAAAUUCACUGAAACUUCUUCCAAAGUACGUCUUCCUCAAUGGAGUUUAUAUCGACUAUUCAACAAAUCAGAAGAAGCAAAAUCAAAGUAUAUUCCCUCAAGUCAUCGAAUUGAUCGCUUCAAACCAAAGCUUUGACUUAAAAACAAUAUACUCGGACGCUCUCUGUUCUACCGACCUUAUCCCAAAGUCUGAGAGUGUCUUCAACAACACUUACGAUUUGCUCAUCACUAUUUUCUGUUAUUUAUUUAAGGACUUCAAAGACUUGUACAUCCCUUAUGUCGGUAAUUUGGUGUUACUCUCUUUGCAAUUAUUCAACGCUUCUGAGACCUUUGUAAACAUUUUCAAUUUGAUCGUCGCGGCACAUUGUGACGGGUCGUUUUAUUCCUCAAGAUUCGAACUUGAGUUGCUGACCGAGUUCAUGUUUGCGGCUGUCGUCUUACAACACCCACACAUCAAGCAGUACAACAAGUCAGUGGUGUUAGACUUUAUUGAAAAUAGCAUGAAGAACUUUGCUCUGCCGCUUCUGAAUUCAUUGGAGUUGGUGCAGAAACGGCCAAUUGUCGAGUUUUUACUUCAGAACGGGAAGGUGGGAUUUUUGCGGUUGUUUUUGUAUUUGUUUAAAGAGUCAUCUAACUUGGACUACACCAGUGUCAACUCGUUGACACAAUCGACUGCGGAACAAAUUUUGCUGUUACACAAGAACGAGUCGAGUCCAUUUGUGUCGGAACUGCUGGUGUUUCCGAUGAACCAAUUUUUGACACACAAUCACUUUAUAUCGACGUUGGUGUUUCCACCACCGGAAAUGCUGAGUCAAGCGACGCCGGUAGUUUGUGCGUCCCCGUCGAUCUGUUGCGGGUCAUCGAAUAUAUUGAAUGAAAAGGAAUUUGCGGAGAUUGUCAAAUUCUUACCGGAACGCAUUCGAAUGGUGUCGCCGGAGUUCUUGUUUUGUUCAUCUGUUGAUGGAUUAAGCUUGCGAACACUUUAUAUGAAAAUCACAUUUUCGAGUAUGUUACUCUUUUUGUGCCAAAGAGCAUCACACGUCUUUGGGGUGUUUGUUGCAGAAGAACUUGUCAUGAAAAACGAUUAUUAUGGUAAUGGAGAGACUUUUGUCUUCACUGCGAAACCAUUCAGAAGAAAAUUCACUCAAAAGGAACACACAAAGAACAAAUUUAUUAUUCGGUCGACACCACACGCAUUACUCUUUGGAGGAGGAAAGUUUGUGUUCUAUAUAUAA